CUGAUAUUCCUUGCGUCUUGAACUCUUGAUUGUUAAAAAUGCAUAGAGUUGACAGGGUAGAUGAUGUCUCCACUACUCCUCCACUAAUUACUGCUACAGCUAUACCGUACCGCACUGCGAUACAGGGUAAGGCAUCGACUUUCGCUCCCCACCAGACAGCACUUCGUUCCCUUCAAGUCCUCGAGGAUAUAAGGUACCUGUAAAUGCAUGCCAUCGUCGAUUAGCAUCAUGAAUUGCCUCCAGUAUUUGAAUUGAUCACCAUGGCCCAAAAUAGCCCUGCAACGCAACCGCCAACCCACCUCAUCAUCCUCUGCUGCCACGCUAUCUUCAACCCCUCCCUCCCACACGCAGACCCGUAUAACGCCGACCACUGGCAUCUCGCCCCUUUCCAGAAACCCGCCGAACAUCUGACGUUCUGCCAGCACUUGCUUGUCUCUCUCUUCCAUCUUGACUUGCUCAACCGCGCUUCCCCAGGCAGUACUGCGCUCGUCAUCUCUGGCGGGCGGACGAGGCGGUCAGAAGGCCUGCGGGGAAGUGAGGCGAGGGGUUAUUGGGCGGUUGCGGAGAGGCUGGGGUGGUUGGAUGGGAGGGGGGAGCUGGUGGCUUCAACGGAGAGCGGGGAUGGUGGAGAUGUGAAGGUGGUGGGCGGUUUGGGGGAGAAACGAGGCGUUAAAGUCAUGCCAAUGCUAGAAGAACUGGCGACAGAUAGUUAUCAGAACCUGUUGUUUUCGAUCUUAAUAUUCAUGAGACAGUUUGGGAACCCACCUGAAGCCAUCACUGUAAUUACUCACGCGUUCAAGGAGCAGCGGUUCUUGAAAUACCACGGUCCAGCCAUCCAAUGGCCUCAGGGUCGACUCAACGUCAUCGGGGUAAAUCCGCCUCAAACUGCAAGCCAACAUGACUUUAACCAACGGGGAGAGCUUGAGAAUGGCUUAAGUCGAUGGGAGCAGGAUUUGUAUGGCUCGGGAGACGUGCUGGCGUCAAAGAGAGCGCAGCGAGGGUGGGAUGCAGAAGCAUUGAAGGAAGUGGAGAGUUUGGUGGAUGAUCCGAGAGUCGGUGGGCUGCUGCAUUGGGAUGGGGGACGUGAUGGUAAGGAGAUCUACAGCGAAGUGCUGCCUUGGUCGGAGGAUAGGUAGUGCAUGGCUCUUUGCGCACUCGAAUGCGGUCUCAUGGCGAUCUUGGGCGCUGAGAUGACUGCGUUUGCUCCGAAGUACGGAGCGUAGUUAGCUGGUGCCGGGUUAGAAUGAUAUAGGUAUCAUCACUACGAAGGUGGAAGGGUAUGGGUACCUUGUUGAGAUCUGUUUACCUUCACGGACCCGGAAGGAAUACAAGAUUGGCAGAACUAGGAUCGCUAGGCCAAAGAGAGGAAGCAUCCAGCGAAAAUAUAGCUGCCGAUAACUUUCAUCGGGGCAAACAAUCACUUGAGAAGUCACGCAAGAUUCACAAAGGACACCAU
Messenger RNA from Eremomyces bilateralis CBS 781.70, 1456 nucleotides. RefSeq lists its product as uncharacterized. The transcript is spliced from 3 exons. The record is from RefSeq and is a predicted model, not a curated record. Gene Ontology annotation, cellular component: cytoplasm. NCBI's taxonomy places the organism in Eukaryota, Fungi, Ascomycota, Dothideomycetes, Eremomycetales, Eremomycetaceae. The coding region runs from base 261 to 1136 and encodes 291 amino acids.